GCGUUGGUCGCUUUCACUACCGUCCCCGUUGUUGUGGUCGUCGUCUUCCUCAUCGUCUCCCUCUUCUCCGGUGUCUCGAACUCGUCAAUCCUCUUCAACAUCCAUCGGGCAAAAUCAGUCUUUGUAUGGUCCUCCACUUACUCUUCCCUAAGAGGCCUCAUUAGCUCAUGACAAGCUGAGCAAGACGCAUGAGAGCCGACGGUGGAUUCAGAUCAGCCACAAUUUUAGUGUUAUCCGUUCAGUGAGAUGUGCUCAGUGCCUGUGGACUCAAAGCAAAGCAUUGCCACCGAAUCUAGGAAUAGCUCUUAUUCUCAAUCUUGCCCCAUGUCUACGAUGGUUACCAAAGGAGAAACACUGAGGCAAUCUUCUCCGGCACCGGACACGCCACCCUCAGAAAAUGAGGAUCGAAUGACUUUGUCCAGAAGAGGUGGUGGGUUAAGCGUGAAGUCUGACAAAGACUUGAUCUCCGACCCUGAGUCGCCCGGUCGUGAUGAAAAAAUUACAGACUCUCAUUUCAAUGGUGAUCCCGAGGACGUAGAUGAUAACGAUGACGAGGCCGAGGAUCACAGUGCAGACGAAUCUAGUUAUGGUCCCGACGAAUCCCACGAUGGGAAGAGCCCACUAAUCCCGCCCGGGAGCUCAAUUUUGAGCGGCCAUGGAGCCUUCCGAUUGAUUAACAAUCGUCACCUAGGCCAAAGACAACAACAACAACAACAACAACAACACCAUCGGUCAAUGGACGAAUCGGACUCCGAAGACCGUCCUUUAGAUUUCACCUCACGAACUGAUCAACUUGAUGCCAAUGAAAAUAAUUCAAGUCGGAAGCGAAAUCUUGAGGAGUACUUUCUCCCGUUCAAGCGCUUAGGAUUGGGUCAAACAAAGGACACAUUGGACGGGAAUUCCAAUGAAGACAAUAGCAUCAGGGACGAUGCUGUUAGCGCCAACAGUGGAGACGAGAUGGGAGAAGAUAAUUUACCUAGCAAAAGAAAACGCAAGGGAGUGCAAAGUUUUUCAAUCGAUGACAUUUUAUCUCACAAAACGGCCGAGCUUGUUCGACAGCAAAAGCGUCUUCACGAACAACAACAGCUCCAACAACAACAUUUUCAAAGCCAUAACAAUCCGUUCAACCCUGUGUCAGUUCCUCAAGCCAUUGUUCGACCCUGGGAUAUCGGUUCUGCAGCCGCCGUAGCCGCGCAAAUGGCUGCGGGUAAACCUGAAAAAGACUCACAUAGAUCCAUGAAAACGUCCUCGGAUGGAGGAUCUGGCAUGUCCUCAACGGAUCGAAGAAAAUCAACUGGAGACUCUCCUUUAGAUGCCUUGUUCCAAAUGGCAUCCAAAACCUUCGAGGGAUUGAAGGCAAAGUCAGAGCUGGAUCCUUCUCAAUUGUCGUUUUCGGCGAAGCAAGCUCCAAAGAAGAAACGAAAAUCUCGAACGGCCUUUACGAAUCAUCAAAUCUUCGAGUUGGAAAAGCGGUUCCUUUACCAGAAAUACCUUUCUCCCGCGGAUCGCGACGAGAUUGCCGCCGCUUUGGGCCUUUCCAAUGCUCAGGUGAUCACGUGGUUCCAGAACCGUCGUGCCAAGCUCAAACGUGACAUGGAGGAGUUGCGCAAGGAUGUGGAAUGCACAUCGGCGGUCUUGCCUCCCCAUUCGGCGGUGAUGACUGGGCAUCAUCAAAUGGCCGCAGCCGUGGCCGCAUUUGCCUCCAGCAGGCUGACCGCCAUGCCGGGAGCCAAGAUGAUGGGUCACCAUGCCUCACCCUUGAAUCUUCACCAAUCCCCACCAAGCAGUCGAGAGAGCAUGAUGUCUCCGCGAUCCCCGAUGAUUUCCGAAGGAUCUCCACCAAUUCGAGUGACUGAUUCAGACGGUUAAAAUUACCCACCUGGUCUCGACUUGUCAGCCAUUAAUAUCAUCAUCAACCCGCCCUGUACCAUUUAUUCUUCUUAUGGACCGGAUCUUUGACACGAAAUAUCCUGGUAACCCUAACAGUCUCUGCCGUAUCAGAAGAUGAUCAGCCAACCAACCAACCAACCAACCAACCAACCACCAACCAACCAACCAACCAACCAACCUGCGAAUUUAACUACCAUUCGCCCAUCCUCCAGAGUUUCCAAGUGUUGACCACGAUCCCGCAUAGUUCAUUCAAAUCUCAUUUCCGUAAUCCCUUCUCGACCUUAUUAUCUCAGAUUGCUCAUGCCCUUUGUCUCGACUCGAAGCCAAAAUAUAAUCUCGGAUACUUGAAAGCUGUUCAACCUUUGUUUUCAAUAUUUGUUACCCCGCCAGAUCCCCGGAAUCGAAAGUAACACCCACCCACCCACCCACCCACCCCCUCCAGGAUCUGCUUUCAGCAGACACCAUUAGAGAAUCUCAUCUUGUGCUUAUUGUUCUCCACUUUCUUUGGUCAUUGAUCUCCCCAAUGAUAGCAUAUACCAAACCUACCUUUUUGAUCAUUGCCUACCUGACCAGGCCAUUAUCGGCACCGGCCUGUUUGGUUUGACCUUUCAUUCUGUAGUGCUGUAUGUACUUGACAUCUUGCUAUUAUAUAGUAUAGUUCAUGAUUGAUUGAUGUUGUCGAAUAAAUUACUACUAAAUGUUACAUAA
This is a messenger RNA of Tigriopus californicus, 2598 nucleotides long. RefSeq names its product retinal homeobox protein Rx-like. Gene Ontology annotation, biological process: regulation of DNA-templated transcription. The record is from RefSeq and is a predicted model, not a curated record. Gene Ontology annotation, molecular function: DNA-binding transcription factor activity, RNA polymerase II-specific; DNA binding. NCBI's taxonomy places the organism in Eukaryota, Metazoa, Arthropoda, Copepoda, Harpacticoida, Harpacticidae. The transcript has 3 exons. The coding region runs from base 247 to 1869 and encodes 540 amino acids.